UGCUCCCGUCUGCAAGUCUCGGAGCCGCGGUGAGCCGGCUGAGCCCAGGCGCCCGACCCCUCACCGCGGCGGCGCUCGCGCGGGGAGAGCCACUCCGGGCUCGCUUUGUGGCCGCUGUCCCCUGUCGCGGAGAGCGCCUCCGGCCGGAGCGCAGAAAGAGGGGGCGCGCUCCUAAGACCCCCGCCGCCCUCCCCCAGCCCGGGGGAAGAAUGUGUCACCAGCUGUUCUCCGCGCGCGAGCGCUGCGCCCAGAAGUAAGAAACUUGGAGGCAGGGAGACAAAGGCUGCCGUUGGACGGAUGAGUUAGAGACUUGGGUUUGGGCAAACAAAAGGUGCGAAAGACGAGAAGGGGUUAAGGCGAUGGCAGCGGGGGAGCCCCGCGGGCUCGGGUUCCUGGGAGUCGCGCCGUGACACGCAUGGUUUCCCCGGACCGUCUGCUGGGCUGACUUCCGCGAGCCGGACGCGGGACUCGGGCAAGUUGGGGAGCGCCCUGGAACAAUGGACAACUUCUUCCCCGAGGGAACACGGGUCUGGCUGAGAGAAAAUGGCCAGCAUUUUCCAAGUACUGUCAAUUCCUGUGCAGAGGGCGUCGUGGUCUUCCGGACAGACUAUGGUCAGGUGUUCACCUACAAGCAGAGCACAAUUACACACCAGAAGGUCACUGCUAUGCACCCCAUGAAUGAAGAGGGCGUGGAUGACAUGGCCACUUUGACGGAGCUCCACGGGGGGUCCAUCAUGCACAACUUAUACCAGCGAUAUAAGAGAAAUCAAAUAUAUACCUACAUCGGCUCCAUCAUUGCCUCCGUGAACCCCUACAGGACCAUCGCCGGGCUGUAUGAGCGGGCCACCAUGGAACGCUACAGCGAGUGCCACCUGGGCGAGCUCCCCCCCCACGUCUUCGCCAUCGCCAACGAGUGCUACCGAUGCCUGUGGAAACGCCACGAUGACCAGUGUGUCCUCAUCAGCGGUGAAAGUGGGGCAGGUAAAACCGAAAGCACCAAAUUGAUCCUCAAGUUUUUAUCAGUCAUCAGUCAGCAGUCUUUGGAAUUGUCCUUGAAGGAGAAGACAUCCUGUGUUGAACAAGCUAUUCUUGAAAGCAGCCCCAUCAUGGAAGCUUUCGGCAAUGCCAAGACCGUGUACAACAACAACUCCAGUCGCUUCGGGAAGUUCGUUCAGCUGCACAUCUGCCAGAAGGGAAAUAUUCAGGGCGGGAGAAUUGUAGAUUAUUUAUUAGAAAAAAACCGAGUAGUAAGGCAAAACCCCGGGGAAAGGAAUUAUCACAUAUUCUAUGCACUGCUGGCAGGGCUACAACACGAACAGAGAGAAGAAUUUUAUUUAUCUGUGCCAGAAAACUAUCACUAUUUGAGUCAGUCUGGAUGUAUAGAAGACAAGACAAUCAGUGACCAGGAAUCCUUUAGGGAAGUGAUUACGGCGAUGGAAGUGAUGCAGUUCAGCAAAGAAGAAGUUUGGGAGGUUUUGAGGUUGCUUGCUGGUGUGUUACAUCUUGGGAACAUAGAAUUUAUCACUGCUGGUGGGGCCCAAGUGUCCUUCAAAACGGCCUUGGGCAGGUCUGCCGAGCUACUUGGGCUGGACUCCGCACAGCUCACGGAUGCUCUGACGCAGAGAUCCAUGUUCCUCAGGGGGGAAGAGAUCCUCACACCUCUCACUGUUCAACAGGCCGAAGACAGCAGAGACUCCUUGGCCAUGGCACUUUACGCACGCUGCUUCGAGUGGGUGAUUAAGAAGAUUAACAGCAGGAUCAAAGGCAAAGAUGACUUUAAAUCCAUUGGCAUUCUUGACAUCUUUGGAUUCGAAAACUUUGAGGUUAAUCACUUCGAGCAGUUCAAUAUAAACUAUGCAAAUGAGAAACUUCAGGAAUAUUUCAACAAACAUAUUUUUUCUCUGGAACAACUAGAAUAUAGCAGGGAGGGAUUGGUGUGGGAAGACAUUGACUGGAUAGACAAUGGUGAAUGCUUGGACCUGAUUGAGAAGAAACUUGGUCUCCUCGCCCUUAUCAAUGAAGAAAGCCAUUUUCCUCAAGCCACAGACAGCACCUUACUGGAGAAGUUACACAGUCAACACGCUAAUAACCACUUUUACGUGAAGCCCAGAGUUGCAGUCAACAAUUUUGGAGUGAAACACUACGCUGGAGAGGUGCAGUAUGAUGUCCGGGGCAUCUUGGAGAAGAACAGAGAUACCUUUAGAGAUGAUCUUCUCAACUUGCUAAGAGAAAGCCGAUUCGACUUCAUCUAUGACCUGUUUGAACACGUUUCAAGCCGCAAUAACCAGGAUACCUUGAAAUGUGGAAGCAAACAUCGACGGCCCACAGUCAGCUCACAGUUCAAGGACUCACUGCAUUCCUUAAUGGCAACGCUAAGCUCCUCUAAUCCUUUCUUUGUUCGCUGUAUCAAGCCAAACACGCAGAAGAUGCCAGACCAGUUUGACCAGGCGGUUGUGCUAAACCAGCUGCGAUACUCGGGGAUGCUGGAGACGGUGAGGAUCCGGAAGGCGGGGUAUGCAGUCCGGAGACCCUUUCAGGAUUUCUACAAAAGGUAUAAAGUGCUGAUGCGGAACGCGGCUGUGCCCGAGGACAUCCGGGGGAAGUGCACGGCCCUGCUGCAGCUCUACGACUCCUCCAACAGUCAGUGGCAGCUGGGCAAGACCAAGGUCUUCCUUCGAGAAUCCCUGGAGCAGAAACUGGAGAAGCAACGGGAGGAGGAAGUUACGAGGGCGGCCAUGGUGAUCCGGGCCCACGUCUUGGGCUACUUGGCACGAAAGCAAUACAGAAAGGUCCUGUAUUGCAUAGUGAUCAUACAGAAGAAUUACAGAGCAUUCCUUCUGAGGAGGAGAUUUUUGCACCUGAAGAAAGCAGCCAUAGUUUUCCAGAAGCGACUCCGAGGUCAGAUUGCUCGGCGAAUUUACAGACGCCUGCUGGCGGAGAAACGGGAGGAGGAAGAGAAGAGGAAGCGGGAGGAAGAGGAGAGAGAAAGAGAGAGGGCACGAAGAGAAGCUGAGCUCCUCGCCCAACAGAGAAGGAGCAAUGCCUGUCCUGGCUGGCGUGACCCUUGCUGCCCUCCUCCUUCCCCUUCUGCCCAGGAGGAAGCCGCCCGGAAGCCGCAGGAGCCGGAAGCCUUGCACAAGAGUCCGAGGGAAGCGGGACUGCACUGUGACCUGGAGAAGCAGAAGGAAAACAAGCAGGUGGAGGAGAUCCUGCGUCUGGAGAAAGAGAUCGAGGACCUGCAGCGCAUGAAGGAGCGGCGGGAGCUGUCCCUGACCGAGGCGUCGCUGCAGAAGCUGCAGCAGCUGCGGGACGAGGAGCUCAGGAGGCUGGAGGACGAAGCGUGCCGAGCGGCGCAGGAGUUCCUCGAGUCGCUCAACUUCGACGAGAUCGACGAGUGCGUCCGCAACAUCGAGCGCUCCCUGUCGGUGGGCGGCGAGUGCCCGGCCGAGCUCGGGGGGCCGGCGGAGGGCGCGGGCGCCGAGAAGCCCAGCUUCAACUUCAGCCAGCCCUACCCGGAGGAGGAGGUGGACGAGGGCUUCGAGGCCGACGACGACGCCUUCAAGGAUUCGCCCAACCCCAGCGAGCACGGCCACUCGGACCAGCGAACUAGCGGCAUCCGCACGAGCGACGAGUCGUCGGAGGAGGACCCCUACAUGAACGACACGGUGGUGCCCGCGGGCCCCAGCGCCGACAGCACGGUGCUCCUCGCCCCGUCGGAGCACGGCUCGUCCCGCGGGGAGCCCGCCUACUGCGUGCCCCCGGGCGGCGGCGGCGGCGGCGGCCUCCCGCCCCCGGACGGCGACUACGACUACGACCGGGACGACGAUGAGGACGGCGCCCUCGCCUCGGGCAGCAGCGUGACCUUCUCCAACUCGUACGGCAGCCAGUGGUCCCCGGACUACCGCUGCUCCGUGGGGACCUACAACAGCUCCGGGGCGUACCGCUUCAGCUCGGAGGGGGCGCAGUCCUCGUUUGAAGACAGCGAAGAGGACUUUGAUUCUAGGUUUGAUACAGACGAUGAACUUUCUUACCGGAGGGAUUCGGUGUAUAGCUGUGUCACCCUGCCUUACUUCCACAGCUUUCUAUACAUGAAAGGUGGUUUAAUGAACUCCUGGAAACGCCGCUGGUGCGUCCUCAAGGAUGAAACCUUCCUGUGGUUCCGCUCCAAGCAGGAGGCCCUCAAGCAAGGCUGGCUCCACAAAAAAGGUGGGGGCUCCUCCACGCUGUCCAGGAGGAACUGGAAGAAGCGCUGGUUUGUCCUCCGCCAGUCCAAGCUGAUGUACUUUGAAAAUGACAGCGAGGAGAAGCUCAAAGGCACCUUGGAGGUCCGGACGGCCAAAGAGAUCAUAGAUAACACCAGCAAAGAGAACGGGAUUGACAUCAUCAUGGCCGAUAGGACCUUCCACCUGAUCGCCGAGUCCCCAGAAGAUGCCAGCCAGUGGUUCAGCGUGCUGAGUCAGGUCCACGCGUCCACCGACCAGGAGAUCCGGGAGAUGCACGACGAGCAGGCGAACCCACAAAAUGCCGUGGGCACUCUGGAUGUGGGGCUGAUUGAUUCCGUGUGUGCCUCCGAUAGCCCCGAUAGACCCAAUUCGUUUGUGAUCAUCACGGCCAACCGGGUCCUCCACUGUAACGCGGAUACGCCGGAGGAGAUGCAUCACUGGAUAACGCUGCUGCAGAGAUCCAAGGGCGACACCAGAGUGGAGGGCCAGGAAUUUAUUGUGAGAGGGUGGUUGCACAAAGAAGUGAAAAACAGUCCAAAAAUGUCUUCACUGAAACUAAAAAAGCGGUGGUUUGUGCUCACCCACAAUUCCUUGGAUUACUAUAAGAGCUCCGAGAAGAAUGCUCUGAAAUUGGGCACGUUGGUCCUCAAUAGCCUCUGCUCGGUGGUGCCUCCGGACGAGAAGAUCUUCAAAGAGACAGGCUACUGGAACGUCACCGUGUACGGUCGCAAGCACUGCUACCGGCUCUAUACCAAGCUGCUCAACGAGGCCACCAGGUGGUCCAGCGCCAUCCAGAAUGUGACGGACACCAAGGCCCCGAUCGACACCCCCACCCAGCAACUGAUUCAGGACAUCAAGGAGAACUGCCUGAACUCCGAUGUGGUGGAGCAGAUUUACAAGCGGAACCCCAUCCUCCGCCACACGCACCACCCCCUGCACUCCCCGCUGCUGCCCCUGCCCUACGGAGACAUAAACCUGAACUUGCUCAAAGACAAAGGCUACACCACCCUUCAGGAUGAAGCCAUCAAGAUCUUCAAUUCCCUCCAGCAGCUGGAAGCCAUGUCUGACCCCAUCCCCAUAAUCCAGGGCAUCCUGCAGACGGGGCACGACCUCCGCCCUCUGCGGGACGAGCUGUUCUGCCAGCUCAUCAAGCAGACCAACAAAGUGCCCCAUCCGGGCAGCGUGGGCAACCUCUGCAGCUGGCAGAUCCUGACGUGUCUGAGCUGCACCUUCUUGCCGAGCCGGGGGAUCCUGAAGUACCUCCGCUUCCAUCUGAGAAGGAUACGGGAACAGUUUCCAGGAACCGAGAUGGAAAAAUACUCCCUCUUCAUUUAUGAAUCUCUCAAGAAAACCAAAUGCAGAGAGUUUGUGCCUUCCCGAGAUGAAAUAGAAGCUCUGAUCCAUAGGCAGGAAAUGACGUCCACAGUGUAUUGCCACGGGGGAGGCUCCUGCAAGAUUACCAUCAACUCCCACACCACAGCCGGGGAGGUGGUGGAGAAGCUGAUCAGAGGCCUGGCCAUGGAGGACAGCAGAAACAUGUUUGCCUUGUUUGAGUACAACGGAAGCGUCGAUAAAGCCAUUGAAAGCCGAACCAUCGUAGCGGACGUGUUAGCAAAGUUUGAAAAGCUGGCUGCCACAUCAGAGGUGGGGGACCUGCCCUGGAAAUUCUACUUCAAACUUUACUGCUUCCUGGACACAGACAACGUGCCAAAAGACAGCGUGGAAUUUGCGUUUAUGUUUGAACAGGCCCACGAAGCGGUUAUCCGCGGCCACUACCCAGCCCCCGAAGAGAACCUGCAGGUCCUUGCUGCCUUGCGGCUCCAGUACCUGCAGGGGGACUACUCGCUGCACGCCUCCGUGCCGCCCCUCGAGGACAUCUACUCCCUGCAGAGACUGAAGGCCCGCAUUAGCCAGUCCACCAAAAGCUUCACCCCAUGCGAGCGGCUGGAGAAGAGGCGGACGAGCUUCCUGGAGGGGACACUGAGGCGCAGCUUCCGGACAGGGUCUGUCGUCCGGCAGAAGGUCGAGGAGGAACAGAUGCUGGACAUGUGGAUCAAGGAGGAGGUCUCCUCGGCUCGGGCCAGUAUCAUUGACAAAUGGAAGAAGCUGCAGGGAAUGGGCCAGGAACAGGCCAUGGCCAAGUACAUGGCCUUGAUCAAGGAGUGGCCAGGCUACGGGUCGACGCUCUUCGAUGUAGAGUGCAGGGAAGGCGGCUUCCCCCAGGACCUCUGGCUGGGCGUCAGCGCGGAUGCUGUGUCUGUGUACAAGCGUGGGGAGGGAAGACCGUUGGAAGUCUUCCAAUACGAGCACAUCCUCUCUUUCGGGGCGCCGCUGGCAAACACGUACAAAAUCGUGGUCGACGAGAGGGAGCUGCUCUUUGAAACCAGUGAGGUGGUGGACGUGGCCAAGCUCAUGAAAGCCUACAUCAGCAUGAUCGUGAAGAAACGCUACAGCACGUCGCGCUCCGUGAGCAGCCAGGGCAGCUCCAGGUGAAGGCGGGACGGAAUCCCCGCGUCUCCAGCUUCGCGAGCGGCGGCCCUCUGGCCGGGCCGGCGCCUGCGCAGAGCCGGGUGAAGCCGCCCCGCCUCCCGGAAGCCCCUCGCCGGAGGGCGGGGCCUCCGAGGUCCUUCCGCCCUCUCAACUUCCGGGAGCCUGUAUUAAGCGGUCAACCUUAACAGCCAGCCCCGUUUGGAAAGCUUUACUACUCCUAGAUGUCACAUGCCUUAAGAGAGAGAGGACAAACCCCCCUCCGCCUCCCCCCCGCCCCCGCCCCCGCCGCCAGAAGUGCCUUAACGUGUGGACCCAACACUAACUGACCUUAACUGCUACUGAAGGGAGAUGCCCCCUCCUGCCAUCUUGGGGGAGACUUAGAAAGCUUGGACGGGGAGGGGCGUUUAUCCAUCAAUUCUGCACUAACCUCCCAGCCUGAUGUCCCUACUUUGAGGGAAGGUGAGGGAGCGGGGAGGGGGGACAGAGGGAGCACAAGGGGACAGGAUAUUUUAGUCGGAGCGCUGCUGGCAGCCUUCCCUGUGGACGUAGAUUAACUUCUUUUCUCUUUCACGUCUCUGUGCUUGCCUGUGCAUGCAUGUGUUCAUAAACUCAUCACUUUAAUCAUUGUCUCAUGAGCAUUAAAAGCAAAGGGAAAAGAGGAUGUGCAAUGGUGUAAACAGUCUGUCUGUAUAUUUUAAUAGUUCAGAGUUCUAGUCUUCAAUCGUUACUUUAUAAGGUGGUUUUAUUAACAGACCAGAAUCUUGGAUUUUCCUGUCUUUGCUGUAUUUCGAAAACCACGUUUUGACUCCGUUUUGUUUUACGUGUAGCAAAGUCUGCACUCUGUCUGCUGUAUUAUAAACAGAUAUGCAGCCCAUACAGAUAAUGGUAUUUAUAAACCACUCUGACUCCAAUGCUGUUUUUAGAACUAUAUGAAGUCAUUUUGGAGUCUUUAGUUUCUAAAAGAUUUAAGUUAAAAAAUUUCUUUGAAGGUGAGUUUGUAUCGCUCCAGGUAGAUGACCACAUGACCACACUGGGUAUGGUGGAAAGAAGCUUCAUUCCCCAGGGGUAUAAUGUGCGAGCGAAUCUUGAAAGGACCCUGACCAUAUAAAUGCCGAGGCUUUAAGAAAAUACAUUUUAUCCCAAGUUUAUAAUGAUAGUCCAAUAAGGUGCCUGUAAAUAAAUCAGCAUUUGUGACCAGAAGAAAAAUAAUCUGGUCCUGGACUUUUAUUUUUAUAUGGAAAAAAGUUGUAAAGACUUAGGCCAACUGAGUCUGCCCACAAAGAAAAAAAAAAAUUGCCUUAUCUUUCCUGGACAGCCCUGCGAAAUCCUUGUUUGUUGGCUCAAAGAAAGUCUGACAAUAAAAGAUGUUAGCUAUC
Mirounga angustirostris (Northern elephant seal) is the source of this 8089-nucleotide messenger RNA. It is a transcript of the gene MYO10, whose product is annotated as myosin X. Gene Ontology annotation, molecular function: actin filament binding; plus-end directed microfilament motor activity; phosphatidylinositol-3,4,5-trisphosphate binding. The transcript has 41 exons. Gene Ontology annotation, biological process: regulation of filopodium assembly; regulation of cell shape; cytoskeleton-dependent intracellular transport. Lineage: Eukaryota; Metazoa; Chordata; Mammalia; Carnivora; Phocidae. Gene Ontology annotation, cellular component: filopodium; myosin complex; cytoskeleton. The record is from RefSeq and is a predicted model, not a curated record. Bases 498 to 6716 code for a protein of 2072 amino acids.